This is a messenger RNA of Tetrahymena thermophila SB210, 885 nucleotides long. RefSeq lists its product as hypothetical. The transcript has 4 exons. NCBI's taxonomy places the organism in Eukaryota, Ciliophora, Oligohymenophorea, Hymenostomatida, Tetrahymenidae. The record is from RefSeq and is a predicted model, not a curated record.
AUGAUGGAAUAAUGUAAUGGAUAUACUAUCAAGAUUCUGGAGAAUGUAAGAGUUAAUUGCCCAUUUAACUAUCAAACAGUAAAGUAUUCAUGCAUUGCAUGUAGCAAUCCUAAUAUGAUAAAAUGUGAUGAUCCAUCAAGUACAACAUACCUUUGUGAUUGGGGAGAAGAUAAUAAAACCUCAGACUGCAAAAAAUAUGAUUUAAAUAAAUUAGUUGAUAAAGCUUUUGAUAGUUAUGGUAAUGUUGUUAAUCAACCUUGCAAUAAUAAAAAUUCUAAUUAACUUUGCUAAGUAUAUUUAAGUUCUAGUUCUAAACAAUACCUAGUUUUGGACUCUUGUUAACCUAAUUAAUUUGUUUAGAAAGUUGUAAUAGGUUCUGUUUAAAUGAGUGUUUGCAAAGACUUUGCAACAUGCUUGGAGUAAAUUCCUUCAUAGGUUGAUGGAGUAACUUAGCCAAUAUGUUCUAAAUGCUCACCAUACUUUUAUAAUAUGUUUGGAAGCUGCAUAGACGCCUGUCCUAGUUUUACUUAUUAAAAUAAAAAUUCUAUGACUUGUGAAACUCCUAUUUAAUAUUGCUCCACUUAUGUGGCUAAUACGUCCAAACCGUAAUGCAGCGCAUGCUUAGGCGGAUAUGUCUUAAAUAAAAGUACUCCUUCUGACACAUGCAUACCUUACUCAAGUUGCACAAACGGUUACUAUUUUGAUGUUACAUUUAAUAAAUAUUAUUGUAGUUAAUGCCCAGCUAAUUGUGACGAAUGCUUAUAAAAUUUAAAAUGUAUAAAACCUUCUGCAGGACUCAAGGUAAUUGUUAGAUUUGUGAUACUUCUUGUGCCUAAUGUUAUCAAUUUGCAACUUAAUGCCUGCUUUGCUCAGAUCCAACAAUGA